Lepisosteus oculatus (spotted gar) is the source of this 553-nucleotide messenger RNA. It is a transcript of the gene ndufb2, whose product is annotated as NADH:ubiquinone oxidoreductase subunit B2. Gene Ontology annotation, biological process: mitochondrial respiratory chain complex I assembly. The record is from RefSeq and is a predicted model, not a curated record. Gene Ontology annotation, cellular component: mitochondrial inner membrane. Lineage: Eukaryota; Metazoa; Chordata; Actinopteri; Semionotiformes; Lepisosteidae.
UAACAGCGCUCGUUAUUGAGAGGUCGCUUCAAUAGCGAAAGGAAGGUGACAUUUUGCUACAGCAGGAGUUUCAAGAGUGAAUAACCCUUGAAAACCAGCAGGAUAGAGCGAGCUAAGAAAGCACCAUGUCUUCUCUUGUGAGGGCUGUGGCGCAGCUGUUUCGUCGCGGAGCCUCGAGAGCGGGAGGGACGAAUGCCGGAGGAGCCGUCCACGUCGGGUUUCGGUACAGGGAGUUCCCAUACAUCUCCCGAAAGGAGACGUUCCACGCGGAGUUAAUCAGUGGUGCCAUGUGGUUCUGGAUUUUGUGGCACUGCUGGCAUGACCCGGAUGAAGUGACGGGUCACUUCCCCUGGCCUGACCCAUCAGAAUGGACUGAUGAGGAACUAGGGAUCCCACCCGAUGAUGUGGAGUGAAGAAGAUUCUUACUUCAGUUGUCACAAAGAUUCUCCUGCUGGGGGUUGAUGUUGAAGAAUGAAGGAAGUGGCCUCCACCCAGACUGUCUUCAGAUCUUCAAUAUUGUAUAUAUUAUAUUAAAUUUUGGUUCUGUAACUUG